CCCGACCCUCCGUCCCGACCCUCCGCUCCGACCCUCCGCUCCGGUCAUCGGGAUUUAUAGUAUGUUCAAACGCCAGACUCCAUCUUCUUAUCUACACAAUCUUUCACUAUGAGCUACGACACAGAAGCCGGACUGCCCGAAUCACAACGGAGCGAUUCAAAUAUCGUCGACUGGGAUGGCCAGGACGAUCUUAACUUUCCGCAAAACUGGCAGAAAUCCAUACGCCUCGGGCACGUCGCAGUAGCUGGUACAACAGCCUUCCUGUCUAAUAUCGGCUCCACUGGCUUCGCGAUAGCCGCCUCCUCUCUGGCCCACGAAUUUCACAUCACCAACUCGACUUUGGAGACUUUGACGGUCACCCUGUACCUACUAGGAUUUGCGCUUGGUCCGCUGGUCAUUGCUCCCUUGUCAGAGACUUACGGCCGUCUCCCAGUUUACUACACCUGUCUAACGUGUUCCAUUGUUUUCCUCAACGCAUGUGCCCAAGCUCCUAAUGUUGCUGUAUUCCUGGUGUUCAGGUUCAUUACUGGCAUCUCUGGGUCUGGUCCGGCCACCAUCGGCGGCGGAACAAUUGCGGACGUUAUGCCCAAAGAGAGCAGAGGAGGCGCUAUGGCUCUCUAUGGCCUUGGACCUUUGAUGGGUCCUGUCAUUGGUCCCAUAAUAAAUGGAUUUGUUGUGGAACACUUGAACUGGCGCUGGAUAUUUCGGAUUCUUUCUAUUGCAACCAGCAUCGUUACAUUAUGCGCCGUUUUCUUUAUGCGAGAAACGUAUGCUCCGCUCCUCCUUCAACGCAAAGCUGCUCGACUUCGCAAAGAGACCGGGAACUACGCUUUGUGUACCAAUUACGACAAAAAGCCUGGAACGCUGCAAACCUUGCGGCGUGCUAUCGUUCGGCCAAUCAAGAUGCUUACCUUGUCGCCAAUUGUCAUGGCUCUUUCUAUUUUCACCGCUUUUGUUUUCGGCUUGCAAGUUUUGUUAAUCACAACGUUUCCGAACGUCUACAAGGAACAAUAUGGUUGGAGCCAAAGCAUUUCUGGCCUUGCAUAUCUGGGAUUGGGUGUUGGGAUCCUUAUAGCCUUGGUAGCAUUUGGCAUGCUAUCUGACAAGGUGGUUAAUGCGCGUGCCAAGGCCAAAGGGGAAAAGUGGAAGCCUGAAGGACGCUUUCUGAUCAUGAUGUGGUUCUCACCUGCAUGGCCAAUAGGUUUUUUCUGGUACGGAUGGGCGGCCUACUAUUCGACGCACUGGAUCUUACCCAUUAUUGGCACCGCCUGGAUUGGUUUCGGGUCUUUGUCCAUUAUGUUGCCAAUUCAACUUUACCUAGUGGAUGCUUUUGGACCAGUAACUGCAGCCUCUGCACUUGCAGCCAAUACCGUUCUUCGCGCAUUUGCUGCCUGCUUCUUGCCUCUCGCAGGCCCUAAACUCUAUGAAACACUUAACCUUGGUUGGGGAAAUUCGCUGUUAGGAUUCCUUGCGGUCGCUUUCACCACGCUGCCCGUCAUAUUUUUCAAGUAUGGUGAGCUGAUACGAAUGAAGUGGCCAGUGGAGCUUUAGUAUCCUAUAUUGAUGACGUAGCCGUUAGAGAUCUAGUAAAGUGUUUAUUUACAGGUACAACACGAAAAUUUAGUUGUCGGAUAUAAAAGAUUUAGCGCAGACCCUGUAAAAAUAGGGUGGUUCUUUUCCAAGCCAGUAUAACCAGGAACAUGCAGCAAAAUAAAGAACUGAGCGGUACCUCACCAUCACUAGAG
Molecule: messenger RNA, 1745 nt
Organism: Aplosporella prunicola CBS 121167
Lineage: Eukaryota; Fungi; Ascomycota; Dothideomycetes; Botryosphaeriales; Aplosporellaceae
Exons: 4
Coding region: 109-1551 (480 amino acids)
Biological process (GO): transmembrane transport
Molecular function (GO): transmembrane transporter activity
Source: RefSeq, a predicted model, not a curated record